Messenger RNA from Rhinolophus ferrumequinum (greater horseshoe bat), 3577 nucleotides. It is a transcript of the gene BICDL2, whose product is annotated as BICD family like cargo adaptor 2. The transcript has 9 exons. Lineage: Eukaryota; Metazoa; Chordata; Mammalia; Chiroptera; Rhinolophidae. Bases 1937 to 3268 code for a protein of 443 amino acids. Gene Ontology annotation, biological process: vesicle transport along microtubule; Golgi to secretory granule transport. The record is from RefSeq and is a predicted model, not a curated record.
GUGAGCAGGGGGAGGAAAGCCAGGCAGGAAGACACUUCUGGAAUAGUUCAGGGCUGGACCCAGUCCCCCUGGAAGCGUUGUCUGGUGGUUAAGAACACGGGCUCUGAGGACAAGUCAAGACGUAGGUUCAGAUCCCUGCCUGGCUCUGUGACCCUGGGCAAGCUGCUGGCCCUCUCUGAACUGUGGGUCUGUCUCCUCAGCAGGAUAGUGCAACCCCAGACAACAGUUACUGGGCACCCCCUCCCCACCUGGCUCUAGGCUGAGCACUUUCCAUGCAUCAUCUCACUCAAUUCUCAUCCAACCCUGUGAGGUAGCAACAGUUCUUCCCUCUGCCCAGGUUCUGUCGUCAGCCACACUGUCAUCCUGGGGUCACAUCUCGCCCCUAAACACCCUGGACUCCACUGACUCCAUGUCAUUGGCCCCAACUGCUGCCCCGAGCCCAACUUGGUAGCUCAUGGCCCGCACCUCUCCACCAGGCCAUCCAAUGGGCAUCUCAACAUAAGUGGCACUUUUGAUUAUGACCCCAUCACCCACUGUCCCCAACCCAGCUUCCCUUAGCACCAGACCCUGAGCAUCUCCAUGAUCUCUUCUCCAACAUCUCCCACUUCUAAACCACAUUCUGAGUCUACCCACUUAUCGUCUCUGCAGCCUCCAUCACCUCUGCCCCAAACACUGAAACUGGAUGGUUCCCAGCUUCCACUCUUGCUCCCUGGAGCUGAUUCUCUAUGGGGCGGCCAGAGGGAUCUCCAAAAAUUGCAAAUCAGAUCAUUUCAUCCUUGCUCAGAAUCUCCCAAUGGCUCCUCGUCACACUUAGAAUGAAAACAAACUCCUCAGCAGGGCCUGAAAGUCCCCAUAGGCGGCCUCCUGACCGCAGCUCCAUAUACUACCCCUUCUCCAGCGGGUCCUUUUCAGUUCCCCAGGAACCCAAGCUUGUUCCCUCUAAGGCCUUUGCACUUGCUGUUCCUUGUGUAUAGCCCUCUUCCUUCUUGCCCUGCAGGAGUAAAUUCAGACAUCACUUUCUCCUGAAGGAGCCCCCACCCCACCCUGCUUCUUUUCAUCACUUUCCAGGGUUUCUUUAUAGCCCUACUGUCCCGUCCAAACUACCUAGUCAAACAUGUGUCCAUUUGCCUCAUACCCUCUUGAGUCUAAGGUGUUUGUGGCAGGGAAAUUGGUGGUCUCGUUUACUGCUGACAGUCAGACACCAGAACAGAGCUCAGAAAACACUGGAUGGAUAGAUGGAUGGAUGGAUGGAUGGAUGGAUGGAUGGAUGGAUGGAUGGAUGGGACAUGGAGAUAUUAAGGGACGUGCCUAAUCACAAAGCAGCAGCAGCAGCAGCAGGGCUGGACACUGGCCAGAACAAGUGGAUCCCAAUCCUUUGGACUUAAUCCUAGAGCUGUGUUGCCCUCACAGUAUUUGGUUAAGAGUGUGGCUGCCUGGGUUGGGAUCACUGCUCCACUAACUCACUGUGUGUCCUUCCUUGGGCGCUGUGUGUCCUUCCUUGGGCGAGGCAUUUCACCUCUGAGCCUCAGUUUCCUCAUCUGUAAAAUGAGGAUAUUAAUGAUUCUAACUCUAGUGAAUUAUUAUAAAUGAAAUAGUACAGGUAAAGCACUAGCGCAGGACCUGGCAGGAGUACUGCUAAUAACUGUAGCAGCUAUGGUUAGCAUCGCCUUCCAGCUCUGGGAGUCUAAAGAGAGUGGGGGCCAGCCUCUAGCCCCCCAACUUGCCUGCCUCCCCAAGCUGAGCAUUUGGGUGUGCCAGAAGCGUCCCCCCGCUAGUCAGACAGGUUUUGGAGAGGGCAGGCAGGAGCAUGGGGCCCCCGGGUGGAGCUGGCCAGGGUUAAUUAGAGGGAGCUGGCCGGGAGGAGCUGGAAGAGAGGGGCUGAGCAGAGGCUGGGCAGAAGCUGAACCUCCAGAGCCCCUGGGACAGGAGUGAGGCCAUGGGUCGAGGCUUAAAUUCUGCCAGACUCAGGCGCCAGAAACGGCGUCUGCGACCUCGGGUGCAGAAGUACAGGCAGCAGCCAGAGCGGCUGCAGCAGGAGAACCAUGAGCUCCGUCAGAGCCUAGCAGCACGGGGAGCCGAGUGGGAGGCCAGGGCUGUGGAGCUUGAGGGGGACAUGGAGGCCCUGAGGGCCCAGCUGGGGGAACAGCGCUCGGAGCAGCAGGACAGUGGGCGUGAGCGGGCGCGGGCCCUCUGUGAACUCAGUGAGCAGAACCUCCGGCUCAGCCAGCAACUGGCCCAGGCCUCCCAGAGUGAGCAGGAGCUUCGGAAGGAACUGGAUGGCUUUCGGGGGCAGUGCCAGGCUCAGGCCCUGGCUGGGGCAGAGCUGAGGACACAGCUGGAGAGUCUGCAGGGCGAGAACCAGAUGCUGCAGAGCCGCCGUCAGGACCUGGAAGCCCAGAUCCGAGGCCUGCGUGAGGAGGUGGAGAAGGGCCAGGGCAGGCUACAGGCAACCCAUGAGGAGCUGUUGCUACUGCGGCGUGAGAGACGGGAGCACAGCCUGGAGGUGACCCGUGGGGUUUGGCUGGAACGUGCGCGCUCCGAGGCCGGGGAGGCACUGAGCACGCUGCGGAGGCUGCAGAGGCGCGUCUCGGAGCUGGAGGAGGAGGCGCGCCUCCAGGACGCUGACAUGUCAGGAGCCUCGCUGCAGUCAGAACUUGCCCACAGCCUCGACAGCAACCAGCACCAGAACGGGGAUGGACACAGAGACGCCCUAACCCCGGAGACCCAAGAGGCAUCCAGUAACCAGGCUUCGCCCCAGGAGGACAGCUUGGAGCCUCCCAAGAAGCGAACAUCCCUAAGCCCAGGGGAGAUACUGGAGGAGAAGGAAGCAGAAGUGGCCCGGCUGCAGGAUGAGAUCAAGCUGCAGCAGGCAGAGCUACAGUCCCUGAGGGAGGAGCUGCAAAGACAGAAGGAGCUACGGGAGCAGACGGAUCCCGAGGCGGCCCUAAACAGCGCCUUCUCGGACAGGGAGGAGGCCGUGAACAAGGUUCUGGAACUGUCCCUAGAGCUCAGCCGCGUCUCUCUGGAACGGGACUCCCUUUCCCGGGAGCUGCUUCGCACCAUCCGCCAGAAGGUGGCGCUGACGCAGGAGCUGGAGGCCUGGCAGGACGACAUGCAAGUGGUGAUUGGACAGCAACUGCGCUCCCAACGCCAGAAAGAGCUGAGCUCUGCCGGAUCAGUUCCGCAUCGCCCCGCGCCCCGCUUCUCGUUACGCCGGGGCCCUGGGCCUGCCGGCGGCUUCUUCAGCAACCUCUUCCGAAGGACUUGAGGGACCGGCCGGGGGGCCCACCCUUGCUUUCUCUGGUUCACUUUCCCUUUCUGGCCAAUGGAGCGACUGACUGGGCCCUGGUUGUCUUCCAAAGGGGGCUGGGUGCCCUCCCAGCCUUGGGAGGCUGGGCAGGGGCUCACUGGGAACAGGGACCAGCUUUGGGGACCAGGGGCCCCAGGUGGGUGGCAGGGGCUGGUGGGGAAGAGCUAUCUAUUUUUUGAAUCUAUUAUAGGUCCUAUCUUUUCUAAGCACUAGGCCCCCUGGUCCUGGCAUGCUCCAGGUUGGGGGUAGGUAUUUAUGUAUCAAAAU